GGUGUGUGAUUGUGCGCGCGCGCGCGCGCUGAAGGACCGGUUGCCCUAGCUUAGAUAGUUGUAGGUAUUUGCCCUCAGAAGUCCUCCUCUCCGCUCAACUUCACCUCUGUAUCUGGACCGUCCGUGUCUGUGUCACGAUGGGCUGUCAUAAAACCCACAUCAGCAUCGCUUACGCCUCGUUCGGGACGCUGGUGGGCUUCUCCGUCUUCCUGGUGUGGGACAUCGUGUACGUCCAACCGUGGACCGGAGUCAUGGGGGGGCUGUCAGGUGUGUUGGCCCUUUGGACCCUGAUCACCCACAUCAUGUACCGGCAGGACUACUGGCGGACCUGGCUGAAGGGCCUCAAGUUCUUCUUCUGCAUUGGUGUUUUGUCCUCACUGCUGUCAGCUGUGGCCUUCAUCUCCUUCCUGUGUGUCGCCAUCAGCAGAAAGGAGUCUCUGCGCAACCCUCAGAGUCUCUACCUGUCCUGCGUGUGGAGCAUCAUGAGCCUGAAGUGGGCCCUCCUGCUCAGCCUGGCGGCCAACCGCUAUCAUAAAGAGUUCACCAGCGUCAGUAUCAUCAGUGACUUUUGAAAGCAUCUUCUCAGAGACGCGCACCCCACACACACACACACGUAUUCAAAUGCACAUUAUUCCUCGUGACAAACAAGUGUCAUGUUUGUUUUUAACUUUCCAUUUCAAGGGCGGAGCCUAGGAGGCCUGCUGAAAUCUGAUUGGAUCUUGAACUUUGCUGUGAAGAGUAAAAGUUUAAAACCCCUUUUCACAGCUUUAGUGGUGGUGGUUUAUAUCUUGUGAAAAAUAAACAUCAGUCCAACUUGGAAGUUAAUAAAGAUUAUUUAUGUGUGAAAAUAUUUUAUUUUUUAAAAAGCAUAAAUGUUGUUGUGUAAAUGAACUCACUGAACCAUGUUAGGAUUUUUAAACUCCUGAACCACUCUGAGACUUUUCCCUUUUGUCACCCUUUUGUGGCAUUCACGAGUUACAGUUCCAUGCUGCUGCCACUAGAGGUCACUACUCAUUCAUCUAUAAAUGCAUCACGUGGCAUGUUAGCCCCCCUGUAUAUGUACAGUCUAUGUGAAUGACAUGUUGCACUUGUACUGAUCAGCUGAAGAGUCCUGCAGUGGAUGCAGGACUUUAGACCCUGAUGACUGAGCAAAUGUUGAGCCGCACACUCAGAAACUAGAAGGCUUUAUUUGUGCAAUCCAGAUCAACAUUCCUCUUCAUUUGUGAACUACCAGUGGGCUUUUUUAUGAGGAAAAAUAAAGACUUUUCUCACAUUUUUUUCUGUAAAAGCUAACUUUGUGCUUUAAUUGAACAGUAAAACCACACAAAGUUU
Nothobranchius furzeri (turquoise killifish) is the source of this 1332-nucleotide messenger RNA. RefSeq names its product heme transporter hrg1-A. Gene Ontology annotation, molecular function: heme binding; heme transmembrane transporter activity. The record is from RefSeq and is a predicted model, not a curated record. Gene Ontology annotation, biological process: heme transport. Lineage: Eukaryota; Metazoa; Chordata; Actinopteri; Cyprinodontiformes; Nothobranchiidae. Gene Ontology annotation, cellular component: plasma membrane; lysosomal membrane.